GACUAACUAUAGUCUUUUUACUCGUAAAGAGCCGUUGUCUGCGGUUUGCUAAUAGUGUCUAAUCCAAUCCGAAUUUCUUCUGUCCAAUCAGGGCGCGCCGCCUCUAGAGUAAACGGAACUCACGUGGAGAAUUUGGCUAAACUUCAUUGUUAGAGCUGUCAACCAUGAAAAGGCUUCUCCAGCGGUCCACUAUAAAACCCCUGGAAGAGAGAGAGAGACGGACAAGAGCUCCUUCAUUCUGCCGUCUUGGACUCUAAUCAACGCAAGCCUCUGCAUUGAGAGUAGUAGCACGUGAAUUCCUCGCUGUCAUUUUCUUUAAAAACGGUGCAAUGAUGUUGCCAAGUGUUAUUGCGCCACCUGCUAUGUAUCCGAACUUUCUGCGGCCCUCGGCGGCUCUUUCCUUGCCUCCCUCUUUACAUUCGGCGUUCACCACGCACUCGAGUUUCCUGGUGGACGACCUGUUGCGGAUCAGCAGACCUGCCAACUUCAUGCACAGGAGCAUUCCGUCCCCAAGUGCAUCUCCUCCGGCCACAGGAGCCACAACUCUGAACAACUCCUCCGCAGUCCACAUCGCCAUGUCUACGUCUUUGCCAAAAAGAUCAAGCUCUCCACAAACAUCAAUUUCCAACGAUCCAAAUUACUUGAAGUUUGGAGUGAAUGCGAUUCUCGCGUCAACAACACGAAACGCUUCACCACCACCUUCAGUGCAAGGGAUGAAUGUGAAAACAUUUCCGUUCCCAUGUUUUGACGGCUCAUUCCACCCAUUCAUCAGAGCAUCAUAUUUCCCAGCAUCGUCCUCAGCAGUGCCCAUUCCCGGGACUUUCGCAUGGCCACUCACGGCUCGAGGGAAGCCAAGAAGAGGAAUGCUUCGACGGGCAGUCUUCUCUGACGUGCAGCGCAAAGCAUUGGAAAAGAUGUUUCAGAAACAGAAAUACAUCAGCAAACCAGACAGAAAGAAAUUGGCGACGAAACUUGGCCUCAAAGACUCUCAGGUAAAAAUUUGGUUCCAAAACCGAAGAAUGAAAUGGCGCAAUUCCAAAGAAAGAGAGCUUCUGUCGUCAGGAGGUUGCAGGGAACAAACAUUGCCGACGAAAUUGAACCCCAAUCCUGACCUUAGCGACGUUGGGAAAAAGUUUGAAAAUGACGCGGCUCUGAGAGAAAGCCCGCGCGCGCCUAUAUUUCAGGCGGGCAGAGAUCACGAGCUCAACGCAGAUUUCCAUUUCAAUUCGCCUUCCAUUUCCAGCAAGCACUCAGACUUCUCAGAAUCAGAGGACGAGGAAAUAACCGUGUCAUAAUCAUUAAACAGACUAUGUAAUUUCCAAUGAGUUAUGUUCAUGCACAAAACUGGAGAAAAACUUGUUUGACACAGUAGCUGUGUGAACUUUAUUGAUAGGAAAGCUUUCAGUCCAAGAGAGAAUGUUGUAACCGCUGCGUUUUUGGCAGCUUGUAUAGCGUUUUGUAUGAAUAUUUUGUAUGGAAUUUUUAUACUAAGAUUAUUAUAAUCUUUCUUAAUGGUUUGGGAUACUUUGUCUAUAAUCUUAAAUACGUAGAUGGCACAUUUCUAACUUAAAAAUCUUAUAUUAUUUUGUAUACUGAUGUUUUUUGUAAAAAUGUAUAUACAUGUGAAAAAAAUAUUUUUACAAAUUAAAAAUCCAAAGCAAAAUACCAAAAUUUUCAUUUUUGUCUCCAUUGAAAUUAAAAUUGUAUGUUCUUUACAUGGCCAUGCAUACAAUAACUGUAUAUGAUUUUUUGCCUAAUUGAUUUUGCCUCUUAAUUUACAAGCAAUAUUUGUAACUGAGUGUCUGUUUCAACAAACUCCUGAAGUUUAAAAAAAAAAGGGGGGAAAAAAGUUAUGAAAAAAAUAAUCACAUUUCCCAGUAGUUAUGGUUCCUGAUAUUAUCAGACCUGCCAGUAAUAUCAAUGAAACAAUUUGAUGACUUGUUUACUCCUUCCUCAACUUCUAAAAAACACAAGUGUUGACUGUUUGCAACUGAAUAAAUGACAGAAACUGAUAUUUGGACAGGAAAAUGAUCACAUUUAUUCCAAAAAGGGUAACAUGAGAUCACUACACUGAAAAACAUCAUUAAACAUUAACAACUUUAAAACUCUUAAAAACUACACCAACAAUGAGGCAAAUAUUUACAAAAAUACAGUACAACAGAAAAUAUACACAAAUAAAAUCAAAACUCAGUCUUACUUCUAAAAUUACCUGCAAUUUAUGGAAAAUUAGAUGCUAUUUGCCUCUUAUUAUUUUAAUUUAACUCAUUUCAACAGGCUAUAUUCACACAAAUGUUUUCACAUAUAGAUGUGUUUAAAGUGAAAAAAAAAAAUCUUGGCAGUACUUGAAACAAAGCAAGAUUAUUUGGCGGUAUAUAACACAGAAAAACACAAACAAGAAAAGAAA
This is a messenger RNA of Megalobrama amblycephala (Wuchang bream), 2404 nucleotides long. RefSeq names its product developing brain homeobox 1b (gene dbx1b). The record is from RefSeq and is a predicted model, not a curated record. Bases 330 to 1295 code for a protein of 321 amino acids. Gene Ontology annotation, molecular function: DNA-binding transcription factor activity, RNA polymerase II-specific; DNA binding. Gene Ontology annotation, biological process: cell differentiation in spinal cord; regulation of transcription by RNA polymerase II. The transcript has 4 exons. Lineage: Eukaryota; Metazoa; Chordata; Actinopteri; Cypriniformes; Xenocyprididae.